AUGCGUUCAUGUUAUAGUAUAGCCAUCGUUGUAGCUCUAUUUUUUGCUCAUGGAUAUGGUCUUUAUUCUUUAGCGAACAAUAAAAAUUCCGAAGCCAUCACCAUCCGAGGAAAUGGUAAAAGAGGAUCGAAAAGCACUCAUUACUUGUCAUUUCACAAUUUUACAAAUGUUGAUAAACUUGCCGACACUCUAGCUCAGCACGUUAAUAUAACCCAUUUGACAUUGGAAGACGGGCAACUGGGUCAUCUUGGAGAUCAAAACUGGCCAAUUUUACCAUUUCUAACUACGCUAGAUAUCAGUCGUGUCCGAUUUGAGGAAAUUAACAUAAAAUGGCUAUCUCAACUGCCUUCACUAACAGCUUUAACCGUCACCAAUUGUCGACUCCAGCGCAUUCCCAGUAGCCAAUAUCAAAUCUUGCCAAGAUUGAAAUUUCUCAAUUUGUCCCAUAAUCAAAUCAAAAGGAUUUUAUGUCAUGAUUUACGAUCCUAUCCCGGUUUGCUGCAGUUAAAUUUAGAUUUUAACACAAUAUUCGAUAUUGGUAGCGACAACUGCUCUCGUAGUCUAUUCCCUUCAGCAUUGCGAAGGUUAUCCUUAGCGGAAAACUCCUUUCAAGAGAUUUCUAUUUAUGCCUUUGAUGGUCUACAUCAACUAGUUAGUUUAGAUAUUAGUUCUAAUAAAUUACAAACCUUCCGUCAAGGUACCUUUGAAUCACUACCGGCUUUAAAAUGGCUCAAUUUCGCAAAUCAGAAGAUCAAGAAUAACCAAGCUUUUCAUUACAAUCCCAAAAUAUUCAAACCCUUUAAUAGAAAUACAGAUUUGAAUGUUACUAUUCAUCACAUAGCCCAAUGUAAUUACUGUGACUUAUUACUACAACUACAAAAUUGGCUAAUUGGUGUUCAUCACCAGUACCAAAUUUUAAACUACAGAAAAAUUCAAUGCCACUCUAGCAGUAUUAUUUAUCCUAAUCGAUUAAUUGUCUCUCUAGAUGAUCUAAAUCGCACUUGUUCAACUGAUGAUAAUAAUACUCCAAGCGUAAAUAACAGAGGCGAAAAUUGCUGGUCAUUAAUUUUCUUUUUCGUGGGUAUCAUUUUCAUAGCCAUGGUAAUUAUUAUUUGCGUUCUGGUUUAUGAUCGAUUUCUUAGACAAAGAUCCUUGCGUAAAUGUUCGAAUAGUAGUUGUAGCUCAAAUUUUGCUGCCCGGACUUCGUCUCAAGAUGCAACCAAUAGCAAUACACCGUCGUUAACUAAUUCAAGUGAAAAUUUAAGAAGAUGUCAAUCGCUAAACACUGAUGGCUAUAUGGACGCAGCAUCAUCGGUAAAUUCAUGCCAUAUUAAUGAAACCAUAGAUCUUCGUAAUAUGCCAAAAAAAUUUCACUUGAGCGACGAUAUCCAUUCUAAACUACAAGCACUUGGCGUGAAUAAUCCACAGAUGGUCAUUAAUGAACUAUUUAAAUUAAGACAGCAAGAUUCUGAAAUGUUUAUAAAUGAACAAACACAAUCCAUGAAUAAUGAAACAUAUAAGAAAUCAAAUCAACAUAAUGGAAGUAAUAUAAAUUUGAAGGAUGAUGAUGAGAGUGAUUUAAGUAAUGUUGAUAUGGAAACCAAAGAUCCGGAUGCAGUUGUGGAGCCACACGAUAAAAGAGGAAGUCUACCAUAUGACUGCCUACACCGGAUGGUGAUCGAGCAAGAUCGUGAUUCAGAUUGCGAGAAUAAUUUGCAAGGUGAAACUAACACUAUGAGUAACCAACUAGCAGUAAUGAAUACAGAGAGUAAUCAAAAAGAGUUGGCAGAAAAGGGAGAAAGUGAUAAUAAUACAACAUUGCUUAAGAUAUCGCCAGUAGAAAUGGAAGAUACAGAAGGAUGUCCUUCUCUUAAAUUUACAACAGUCUCGAAAGAGCAAGCUUAUGGACAAACCGGAUUUUAUAAUAGCUACUUAUCGAUUAUGAAGCGUGAACUUUAA
Molecule: messenger RNA, 1959 nt
Organism: Trichoplax adhaerens
Lineage: Eukaryota; Metazoa; Placozoa; Uniplacotomia; Trichoplacea; Trichoplacidae
Exons: 3
Coding region: 1-1959 (652 amino acids)
Molecular function (GO): protein binding
Source: RefSeq, a predicted model, not a curated record